Coregonus clupeaformis (lake whitefish) is the source of this 1497-nucleotide messenger RNA. RefSeq names its product neuronal-specific septin-3. The record is from RefSeq and is a predicted model, not a curated record. Lineage: Eukaryota; Metazoa; Chordata; Actinopteri; Salmoniformes; Salmonidae. Gene Ontology annotation, molecular function: molecular adaptor activity; GTPase activity; GTP binding. The transcript is spliced from 9 exons. Bases 1 to 1110 code for a protein of 369 amino acids. Gene Ontology annotation, biological process: cytoskeleton-dependent cytokinesis. Gene Ontology annotation, cellular component: microtubule cytoskeleton; septin complex; cell division site.
AUGGCAGAAGCAGGUCACAAGUCUCCUGAAGCCCAGAAGAGCCAUCCAAAAACCAGGCAGGUCCCGAGAUCCCUGGGAAACCAGGUGUAUCUCUCUCCUGUCUUUCUCCUACUGGUCACAGUGGUCUGGGGAAGUCUACCCUGGUCAACACUAAACAGUGUAUCUCUCUCCUGUCUUUCUCCUACAGGUCAGAGUGGUCUGGGGAAGUCUACCCUGGUCAACACUCUGUUCAAGUCUAAAGUCAGCCGCAAGUCCUGCACCCCUAACUACGAAGAGAAGAUCUCCAAGACUGUCAAACUGCAGUCCGUCAGCCAUGUGAUAGAGGAGAAGGGAGUGAAGAUGAAGCUGACAGUGAUUGACACUCCAGGAUUUGGAGACCAGAUAAACAACGAAAACUGUUGGGAGCCUAUAGUAAGUUAUGUUAAUGAGCAGUAUGAGAGGUACCUGAAGGAGGAGCUGUACGUCAACAGGAAGCGGAGGAUCCCUGACACACGCGUGCACUGCUGCGUCUACUUCCUGCCUGCCACCGGACACUGGUUACGUCCCAUAGACGUGGAGUUCAUGAAGAGGCUGGGAAAGAUAGUCAGCAUUGUACCGGUCAUCGCUAAGGCAGACACACUCACUAUGGAGGAGAGACUGGAGUUUAAACAGAGGAUAAGACAGGACCUGAAGGCCAAUGGGAUCCGAGUAUACCCUCAGACUGAGUACGACGAAGAUCCAGAGGACAGGAUACUCAACGACAAGAUUAGGGAAAACAUUCCGUUUGCGGUGGUGGGGACAGACAAGGAACACCAGGUAAACGGGAACAAGGUCCUGGGCAGGAAAACCAAAUGGGGCAUCAUAGAGGUUGAAAACGUGGCGCAUUGUGAGUUUGCCAACUUGAGAGAUCUGCUGAUUAGGUCCCACCUGCAGGACCUGAAGGACGUGACCCACAACAUCCACUAUGAGACAUUCCGCGUGAGGAGGCUGAACGAGAGUAACCUGACCGUCCACGGUCUGGCCCUGUCGUGCUUUCCCAUGGAGAACGGGACCCACGGAACCAACGGAACCAACGGAACCAACGGAACCAACGGAACCUCGGACAGGAGCGAAUCAGAGAGCCAACUCUGAGGGGGACCACAAAGUGCGUCGCACACAGCAGCAGCAGCUCCAGCUUCCUGUUUCCUGUUUUGACCUGCAAUGAUUGGUCAACUGUUUCCCCCAAUCGGAACACACGAGAAAGAGAGCGAAAGAAAGAAAGAGGAACUUUAUUUUAACAAAGGAGAGAUUUUUUCGGUGGCCACCACACCUUCGACUUUGAAAUAACAUUUUAUUGAGUUUUACUAAAGACAUUAUUGAUAAGAAAUGCAUUUAAACUUCAUAUAUGAAUAUAUUUACUGAGAAUUAGUUUAUAUUUCCUGGAAGCAGGGUCACACAGGGCUGGAAGAGCAGAGAGAGAGAUGGAGAGCAAGUUCUCAGGAGAGAGAGAGCAAGAAAGAGUGGAUAGAGAGAGAGAGA